Messenger RNA from Sarcophilus harrisii (Tasmanian devil), 2805 nucleotides. RefSeq names its product heterogeneous nuclear ribonucleoprotein U like 1 (gene HNRNPUL1). NCBI's taxonomy places the organism in Eukaryota, Metazoa, Chordata, Mammalia, Dasyuromorphia, Dasyuridae. The record is from RefSeq and is a predicted model, not a curated record. Gene Ontology annotation, molecular function: protein binding.
GGCCAUUUUGAGCCGCUACCGCCGUCGCUAGUGCCGUCGUUGCCGCCACUGCCGUCGGAGCCCGUCAGUGGGGCCGAGGACUAGGUUGGGGCUGGGGCCGGGGCCGGGGCCGGGGGCCGGGUCAGGUGGAGCGGAGGAGGAACGGUGAGCGGAGUGGAACCGAGGUGCCGGACCAUGGACGUGAAGCGGCUUAAGGUGAACGAGCUCCGGGAGGAGCUGCAGCGGCGCGGGCUCGACACGCGCGGCCUCAAGGCUGAGCUGGCCGAGCGGCUGCAGGCGGCACUGGAUGAGGCCGCCGCCGAGCCCGAGCCCGAGCCGGAGCCGGAGGCCCAGCCCGAGCCGCCCGCGCCAGCCCCCGAGCCGCCGCCGGGACUCCCGUCGGGGCCGCCACAGGACGUCCAGGAGACUCCUCGGGCCGAGCCGCCGCUGCCCGUCCCGGAGGUCGCGGACCCAGAUGGCUCCCGCGAACCCCUGCGCGCUGCGGAGCCCGCGGGCCCAGAAGAUGUCACUGGCAACACUGCAGAACAGAAUCAGUUUUAUGAGACCACAAAGGUUCAUCAGGAGAAGAAAUCGGGCUAUGAGAGUAAGCCUCCAGAGCUGGAGCUGGAACAGCAGCUGCCUUCCUACCCAGUUGAAGUAAAGCCUGGGAUAAAGAAGGAAGACUCCUUUGCCGGUUUCCCCCCUUCUAAUCCUUCACAGCCUCACCUGUCCAAUAGACAUUACCAGAGUCGCAAAAGGCCUUUUGAAGACAACCGGGGACGUGGUUACUAUGAACACCGAGAGGAUAAAAGGGGCCGUUCACCUCAGCCGCCUGCUGAAGAGGAUGAGGAAGAGUUUGAUGACACCCUUGUCGCCAUCGACACGUAUAAUUGUGAUCUUCACUUCAAAGUAGCCCGGGACCGGAGUAGUGGCUACCCACUCACCAUUGAAGGAUUUGCAUACCUGUGGUCUGGUGCCAAAGCCAGUUAUGGGGUCAGGAGGGGCCGAGUGUGCUUUGAGAUGAAGAUCAAUGAAGAAAUCUCCGUGAAGCACCUUCCUUCCACAGAGCCUGAUCCCCAUGUUGUGCGAAUCGGCUGGUCGUUGGAUUCUUGCAGCACACAGCUAGGUGAGGAGGCAUUUUCUUAUGGUUAUGGGGGCACUGGAAAAAAAUCUACCAACAGCAGAUUUGAAAACUAUGGGGACACGUUUGCUGAAAAUGAUGUAAUUGGCUGUUUUGCGGACUUUGAAUGUGGGCAUGAGAUAGAGCUUUCUUUCACCAAGAACGGGAAGUGGCUGGGCAUAGCCUACCGCAUCCAGAAAGAUGCCCUGGGCGGCCAGGCGCUCUACCCCCACGUCCUCGUGAAGAACUGUGCCGUGGAGUUCAACUUUGGCCAGAGGAGAGAGCCCUAUUGUUCCAUCAUCCCAGGGUUCACCUUCAUUCAGCACGUGCCUGUGGGAGAGCGAAUUCGGGGAACCAUCGGACCAAAGAGCAAAGCAGACUGUGAGAUUCUGAUGAUGGUGGGCUUGCCAGCAGCCGGCAAAACCACGUGGGCUGUCAAGCACGCAGCUGCCAACCCUACCAAGAAAUACAACAUCCUAGGUACCAACGCCAUCAUGGAUAAAAUGCGGGUGAUGGGCCUCCGCCGCCAGCGCAACUAUGCCGGCCGAUGGGACGUCCUCAUCCAGCAGGCCACUCAGUGUCUGAACCGCCUCAUCCAGAUAGCCGCCCGCAAGAAACGCAACUACAUCUUAGACCAGACAAAUGUUUAUGGAUCAGCCCAGAGACGAAAAAUGCGUCCUUUUGAAGGCUUCCAACGCAAGGCUAUUGUCAUUUGCCCCACGGACGAGGACCUGAAAGAUCGGACGAUAAGGCGCACCGAUGAGGAGGGGAAGGAUGUGCCUGAUCACGCCGUGUUAGAAAUGAAAGCCAACUUCACACUGCCCAAUGUCGGGGACUUUCUGGAUGAAGUCCUUUUCAUUGAACUCCAACGGGAGGAGGCUGACAAGCUGGUUAAACAGUACAACGAAGAAGGCAGGAAGGCCGGACCUCCUCCGGAGAAACGCUUCGACAGUCGCGGCGGCAGCAACUCAGGAGGCUUCCGGGGCCGGGGGGGCGCUGGGGGCUUCCAGCGAUAUGACAACCGAGGACCACCUGGGGGCAAUCGUGGGGGCUUCCAGAACCGAGGCGGCGGCAGUGGCGGUGGUGGUGGUGGUGGCGGUGGUGGCGGCGGCGGCGGCGGCGGCGGCAGCUACCGAGGAGGUUUCAACAGAGGUGGGGGUGGCAGCAAUAACAGUGGCGGGGGCUACCCCCAGAACCGCUGGGGCAGCAAUAACCGGGACGCCAGCUCUAACAAUCGAGGUGGCUACACACGGGCCCCUCAGCCACAGAGCUACCCCCCCGCCAGGAGCCAGCCCCCCAGCGCCGGCGGCAACACCGGACCCAGUGUCACCAGCUACAAAAGCAGCAACAUCCCCACCUCGGGGGCUGGCAGCGGCAGCAGCAACCCUCCUGUCAGCAGCUACAGCCCCCCCCAGCAAACCUAUACCCCGACCUAUAACCAGGGAGGGUACACCCAGCCAGCUUACACAGCGCCUCCGCCCCCCCCCCCUCCCACCUACAACUAUGGGAGCUACACCCCACACCCCCCUUACACCCCCCCGCCACCCCCUACCGCACAGACCUACAAUCAACAGAACUACAACCAGUAUCAGCAGUACGCCCAGCAAUGGAACCAGUACUACCAGGGCCAGUGGCCACCAUACUAUGGCAACUAUGACUACGGGAGCUAUUCGGGGAACACACAGGGGGGCUCGAGCACGCAGUAG